AAAAAAAGAGAAACAAAGAUAGGCAGCCAUGGAUGUUCUCAGAGCUUCUUCUGCCAUUGUUUCUUCACCAUACUUUCCAACAGCAACAAUCAACGAAACCCAGUUUACUAUUCCUUUGUUUCAGAAUUUUCUGUUAAAACCUCGACUUAAUUCAUCUUUCACACCACUUCAUAGAAACAUAUCAAAAUCCAGGUUGUUUACCACCUUGUCAUCAUCCCCAGCAUCAACAGAACCCAUGGAGCCACCUCAGCCUGAAGUUGAGGCUGACAGUGAGCAAGGAAAAUUUGAUUGGUACUCUCAUUGGUACCCAGUUAUGCCAGUAUGUGAUAUGGAUAAGAGGGUGCCACAUGCAAAAAAGGUGUUGGGACUUGAUCUGGUGGUGUGGUGGGAUAGGAAUGAGAAUGAGUGGAAAGUGUUUGAUGAUACUUGCCCUCAUAGGUUGGCUCCUUUGUCUGAGGGAAGAAUUGAUCAAUGGGGGAGGUUGCAAUGUGUAUACCAUGGUUGGUGCUUCAGUGGCUCUGGUGACUGCAAAUUCAUUCCUCAAGCUCCCUCAGAUGGCCCUCCGGUCCACACCUUCAAGAAAACAUGUGUGGCUGUUUAUCCAAGCACCGUGCAGCAUGAAAUUGUGUGGUUUUGGCCAAAUGCUGAUCCUCAAUACAAAGACAUUAUUAUGAAGAAAAAGCCCCCUUACAUUCCAGUAUUGGAUGAUCCUUCAUUUACAAAGUCGAUGGGAAACAGAGAUAUUCCUUAUGGGUAUGAGGUCUUGAUUGAAAAUCUUAUGGAUCCUGCUCAUGUUCCAUAUGCACAUUAUGGACUAAUGCGAACUCAGAGCCCCAAAAUGAAGGCUGACAGAGAAGGGGGCAGACCACUUGAGAUGAGCGUCAAGAAGUUUGAUGUAAAUGGUUUCACCGGAAAACAGGAGUGGGCCAGUAAUAUCUUUAUUGCACCUUGCAUCUUUCAUGCUUUUACUGAUUCUGUCGUUGGUCAAGGAAAUGGAUCUGAAACAUCAGCUGAAACCAAAAAGGCAUCACCACCAAAUCGGAAACUUUCUUUAAUUUUUAUUUGUGUUCCAGUUAGUCCGGGUAAUAGCAGAUUGAUUUGGACCUUCCCAAGAAACUUUGGUGUUUGGAUUGAUAAAAUUGUUCCACGAUGGAUGUUUCACAUUGGACAAAACCUUAUUCUUGAUUCUGACUUGUAUCUUCUUCAUGUUGAGGAGCGUAAGAUAAUGGAUAUUGGGGCUACCAAUUGGCAAAAAGCUUGUUUUGUGCCUACAAAGUCAGAUGCCUUAGUGGUUGGUUUCAGAAGGUGGUUAAACAAGUAUGCUGACAGUAAGAUUGAUUGGAGAGGGAAGUUUAGUGGAGCUCUUCCUCCAUCCCCUCCUAGAGAACAGCUGAUGGACAGGUAUUGGUCUCAUGUGGUGAACUGCAAGAGUUGCAAUACUGCAUAUAAGGGUCUCAAAGCACUUGAAGUUGUGAUGCAAGUCAUAUCCAUUAUUUCUAUUGGGAUUGUUGCCGCAGCAAAGCAGGAUGUGAUGUCAAUGGUCGCUAGAACAACAGUGGUUUCGAUGGCAAUCAUAUGCUUUGCAGCUUCAAGAUGGUUGGCUCACUUCAUCUACAAGAAUUUCCAUUUCCAUGACUAUAACCAUGCCUUCCGCUGAGAUUAGUGAUUCCCCAUUAUUUGGUACUGUGGAAUGUGAUGUGAAUAUGACAUCCUUUACCCCGCAUGUGAGGUUAAGCUAAUUGAACGCUUGUAUAGACCUUGUAGGCAACCAUAUUUACUAGCAGUUUCAGAACCACAGUUCAGAGACCUUAGUUGUUGCCUUCAUCUUAAAGUAAACAUCUGUUAGAAAAAGAGAUCGAUAUAUAUUUGGGUUUUGAAUUGCUUUAUCAAGCAAACUUAAAGGAAAAGAAAAGCCAAGCAUAAAGCCAAAAUGCUAGAUCCUAUUAUGUUGGGAGCUGACAGCUGAGCCGACUGCCUGUUAUUGCUGCAGAGGAGAUAUUUGGAACAGUGGGUUAAACAUGAAUUUCUGUAAUCAGAAUAAGUUGCUCAAGGAAAAUUGUAGGUUUAGAAUUGCAUACUCAAAUGCAAAUAUGAAUUCCAAGAUAAUAUAUAUAUAUAUAUAUAUACACACACACACACACGGGUGUUUGUUACAAGAACUUUUAAGGAUCUAUUUCUUGAUCUACUCUUGAAUUGUUUCUUGGUCGUUAUAGUGCAUAUAGCAAU
Messenger RNA from Durio zibethinus, 2226 nucleotides. It is a transcript of the gene ACD1-LIKE, whose product is annotated as ACD1-like protein. The record is from RefSeq and is a predicted model, not a curated record. Gene Ontology annotation, molecular function: chlorophyllide a oxygenase activity; 2 iron, 2 sulfur cluster binding. Lineage: Eukaryota; Viridiplantae; Streptophyta; Magnoliopsida; Malvales; Malvaceae. Gene Ontology annotation, cellular component: cytoplasm.